GAUCUCCCCAAUCCCCCCUCUAUCACGAUGCACUGAGUGAGAGAGAGAGAGAGAGAGAGAGACUGAUCCGGGGAGGAUAGAUCCACCGUGCUUUUAUCCUUGUUUUAAGGGAACGGCGAGGGGAUAAUAUUCUCUAAAAUGCGGAAAGUGUUACGUGGGCGAAGCAACGAUUUGGCAGCUGCGAUCUUCUGAAGUGGGGAUCCAGUGGAAUGCGCUCGGACUGUUCCUGCAGAAGCUGAUGGAUUUCUCAUUUGGCCCCGUUUUCGCCGGGUUGGUCUCGCUCCUUCUGUCCCUGUGGCCGGUCCCUGUGUGCCGGGCACAGAGUUCGGUGAAAUUCUCCCUGCCCGAGGAGCAGCCUCCCAACACUCUGAUCGGGAACCCGGGGGAGACGCUGGGGCUGCAGAAGAACAACAGGCUCUUCAAACUGGAGGUGGGCAAGCCCUACCUGCGGGUGGACGAGACGGGGGGCAACCUGUACACCACCGAGACCCCCAUCGACAGGGAGGGGAUGUCCUGUGAGAGCCCGAUGGAGUGUUUCCUGGAGUUCGAGAUCUCGGUGACCAACACUCUGCACCAAACCGUCCCCGUGCUGGUGGAAGGAAAGGUCCUGAUCCAGGACGUCAACGACAACACCCCCAGUUUCAACUCGCCCGUCAUUUCCAUCUCCAUCCCCGAACACACCACCCCCGGCACCAUCGUCAACAUCCCCACUGCCACUGACCGGGAUGCCGGCACCAACGGAGUGGCCAGCUACGAGCUCAUUGGGACCGAAGCCCACGGGCUCUUCAGCCUGCAGGUCGCCGAGGAGCACGGGGAGAAGCUGCCGCAGUUGAUAGUGACCGGCCGGCUGGACAGGGAGCAGCGGGACACCUAUGACCUGAGCAUCAGGGUGGUGGACGGGGGCAGACCCUCCCGCGCCAGCACUGCCAUCCUGCGCAUCGCGGUACUGGACAUUAACGACAACGCUCCCAAGUUCGAGAGGUCCAGCUACGAGGGCACGGUGGAAGAGAACAGCUCCGUUGGCACCUCCAUCCUGCAGGUGAGGGCCACUGACCUGGAUCUGGGCGAAAACUCCCAGAUUGAGUACACCUUCGCGCAGGCGGCCGAAAGUGCCCACCGUCUGCUCCGCCUGGACAAGAGCAGUGGCUGGAUCACCGUGCAGGGACCUGUGGACCGCGAGCAGGUCAGCCAGUUUAAAUUCUUCGUGCACGCCAGAGACAAAGCUCCCAUCCCCAAACAGGACAGGGCAGCCGUGGUCAUCACCGUCAGGGACAGGAACGAUAAUGCCCCCACCAUCGAGAUCCGUGGCAUCGGGCUGGUGACCCACAAGGACGGAGUGGCCAACAUUGACGAGGACGUGCCCAUCGACUCCCCGGUGGCGCUGGUCCAGGUUUCGGACAGGGAUGAAGGCGAGAAUGCAGCGGUCACCUGCAUUGUCGCUGGGGACGUGCCCUUUCAGCUGAAACCGGCCAGCGAGUCCAGCAGCGAGAGGAAGAAGAAAUUCUUCCUGCAGACCACCACCAACCUGGAUUACGAGUCUGUCCGGGAGUAUCUGAUCGAGAUUGUGGCGGUCGAUUCUGGCAACCCACCUCUGUCUAGCAGCAACACUCUGAAAGUGCAAGUGGUGGACGUGAAUGACAAUGCCCCUGUGUUCACUCAGAAUGUUAUCCGGGUUUCCAUGCAUGAAAACAACCAGCCAUACAUCCCCAUUGUCAGAGUGGAGGCUACAGAUGCUGACAGUGGCAGCAAUGCUGAACUGACCUACUCCCUGUCAGACUCUUCCAUCCAGGGCUUAUUUGACAUCAACCCAGACACUGGAGAGAUUAAGGUCAACUCCAUCCUUGACCGUGAGCAACAGGAACAUUACGAGUUCAAGGUAACUGCAGCAGAUAAAGGCACCCCAAGCCUUAAAGGAACAGCCACAGUGGUCGUCAAUGUUCUGGAUGAAAACGAUAAUGACCCUAAAUUCAUGCUGAAUAGCUACAGUUUCUCAGUACGAGAAAAUCUGCCUCCAUCAAGUCCAGUUGGCAUGGUAACCGUGUCGGAUGCAGAUAAGGAUGUGAAUGCCCAAGUAACUCUGUUUGUGCACCCUGAUAAUGGUGAGUUUGAGAUACAAAAUGGCACAGGCACUAUUCUCUCCCGUGUCUCCUUUGACCGAGAGCGUCAAAAUACCUACACCUUCCAACUGAAGGCAGUAGAUGGUGGAACGCCACCCAGGUCUGCUUACGUGAGUGUCACCAUCAAUGUUUUAGAUGAAAAUGACAACACUCCUUUCAUCACCCAACCUUCCAAUUCCUCCUUCCAGCAUAUAAAUCCCCUCACUGCAAUAGGGGCAUCAGUGGAACAGGUCAAGGCUGAAGACAUGGACAUUGGAGCCAAUGCCAACUUGACGUACAGUAUCGUAGGCGGAAACCCAUUUGACCUCUUCCAGAUCUCUCCUGGUGGGAGCGUGACACUGGAGAAAGAAAUCUUGCGGAGGCACUAUGGCUUGCACCGGCUUGUGGUUAGGGUGAAGGAUGGGGGCACUCCAGCUCGCUUUGCUACAGCGCUAGUGCACAUAUAUGUGAACGAUACCAUGGGAAAUGUCAGCCAUGUGGAGGCUUUGGUGGGCCACAGUCUCAACACGCCACUUGACGUGGAUAUUGCAGGAGAUCCUGAGUACGAGAAGAGUAAGCAGCGAAGCAAUGUCUUGUUUGGAGUGAUCGCUGGGAUUAUUGCAGUCAUACUAGUGAUUGUGAUUGUGGUAUUGAUUCGCUAUUGCAGGCAGAAGGAAGCCAAGAGUGGCUAUCAGGCUGGCAAGAAAGAAAACAAGGAUCUAUAUGCUCCAAAACAAACCAAUAAAAACACCAAGCACAAAAUCAAGAAGAGCAAACCUCCAAAACCUUCCAAACCACUAGAGGAUGAUGAGACUGGCACCCAGCGGGGAUUACAGUUCAACCUGAUAAACGAAUCCAGCAGUGACAGUCCUCGAAUACAUCUACCACUCAACUGCAACCCCGGGAGCCCUGACCUUGGGAGACACUACAGGUCGAACUCCCCUCUGCCAUCCAUUCAGCUGCACCCGCAGUCACCCACUGCUGGGAAGAAGCACCAGGUUGUGCAAGAUCUCCCGGCCACCAACACCUUCGUUGGAACUGGGGACAACAACUCGACUGGCUCAGACCAGUACUCUGAUUACAGUUACAAGACCAAUCCUCCAAAGUACAACAAGCAGAGAGCUCUGGAUUUGUUCGCCAUACCUUUCUCUUUCGAUGGAACAUACAUUGACUGUGCCCGAACCAAUUCUUUUUUGAAGCUUCCUCACAGAAGAGUGACUUUCUCCACUGCCAAUCAGUCCCAGGAUCUGCAAGACCCCUCCCAGCACAGUUACUAUGACAGUGGGCUUGAAGAAUCGGAAACACCAAGCAGCAAGUCAUCCUCUGGACCACGACUGGGACCACUCGCGUUGCCCGAGGACCACUAUGAACGCACCACCCCCGAUGGGAGCAUUGGAGAAAUGGAGCAUCCAGAAAAUGACCUCAGACCGCUGCCUGACGUGGCUAUGACAGGAAAUUGCACAAGAGAAUGCACAGAGUUUGGUCACUCUGACUCUUGCUGGAUGCCUGGUCAACCGUCCCCCAACAGGAAGCAGAAAAACACCCCCAAACUUUCCACCUUUGUGCCUUACGAAGAACGGGGGAGCCAGGAUCGUCUCACCAACGUGAGCCCACGGCUCAUGGAGGAUGGCAAUGCCAAAAUGGCCAAUAUCCGCUUCAUACCGACGCACAGUGCCUUCCCCAGUUCAAACCACGAGCCCAGCAAGGACUCAGCUCUGGAAGAAAUCCCUCUCACCCAACCGCCUGACUACCAGCACACUACUGGCCCAGUGCCACCCAAUUCCAAACGGGAGAUUUAUCUGUGAGGAGAGCCGGAGCCUGCUCUGUGCCUGUUUGAAGCUGUUUUAUAACCACGAUGGAAAUGCGAGAGUUAAGAAAAGGAAACAGCAAAAAGGAACGUGCGGUGGAAACUAAAAAUACACAAAGGCUUUAUUGUCCGCAGUACAAUUCUACGACAAACUGGAAUUUCAGAGAUUGGACGGGAUUGAAAUGGGGCUGCUCCAAUUGCAUAUUGUCCAGGGUUUUCCACACCAUUGGCAGAGUCUCCAUCCCAGCUAGCAUCAACAGCGGAGAAAAAAAACACAAGCGGAUCAGCAGUCAAAACUCAAACCUGACUUUGGUGACCCGUUAACCGUUUCCAUCGCUGCUGAACUUCUUAACCGCAUGCAGUCAAUUCUGUUUCUGUUCUUGUUUUUUUUUGUUCCUGUUUCUUGUGUGUGUGUGUGUGUGUGUGUGUGUGUGUGUGUGUGUGUUUGUGUGUAUGUGUGUGUGUGGGAGUGGGAUGUGGGAUGUGGGAGUGGAUAAACACAGUUGAUUCAUGUCAUUCAUGUGGGUGGCAGUGAUGUUGGGGGAGGGGAAAACCAAAAAAAAAAGAAAACUUACACUCUUGUAGUUCUAGAACUUAGCACCUCAGUGCUUAAAUCUCGUUGUCGAACACUCGUCUGGCACGUUUGCCCUAACCACAGGGACCAAUCAAUGCAGAAGCGCGUGAGCGUUGCUAUACUCUUGUGUAAAUAUAACCUUCAGAUGAUAUAUGAAUUUCAGAGAUCGGGAGAAAUCUAUUCCACCUUUAUCAUGUUGCUCAGCAGCAUGAAGCAAAGCGAUCUUAAGUUGUGUUCAUUCUUUUUCUUCAUGUAAAUAAUUUGAAAGGUAGCAAUGAAAAGUCAUUUUAUAAGUGUAACUGAAGGACUUGUUCAGUGACAUAUUUAAGUUGGUGGUGGUUCGUUGUAACCUUUGCCUUUUCUGCUACUCACAGUUAUUUGGAAAACUGGUGCUGGUGCACUACACCAUUCUCCAUUCUGCUACCCACUGUUCCUCCCUUUUUUUGUUCAAAAGAAUAUAAAACAAGAUAAGUUGCUAUUUUAAGUUUUGUCAUUUACAUGACAAUUGUGGCCUCUGGUGCCACUUAAUUUGAGAUCAUACCAUUGAAAGGGAGGUAUAUCCCACUGGGCCCUGGUUUGUAGUUCUCUGGGAUGGUUGCAGCCAUGAGUGAAGGUUGUAUGUGUGUGUGUGUUUGCACACAUAUCAUGCAUGUAUGUGUGUGACAUUUUUUAUAUUCGCUCCUGGGAUGUGGGUGUCACUAGCUAGGCUAGCAUUUAUUGCCCAUCCCUUAUUCAGAGGGCAUUUUAAGCGUUGUUGUAGGUCUAGAAUCACUUGAAGGCCAGAUCAGGUAAGGACAGCAGCACAGAUCCCUAAAGGACAUUAGUGAACCAGAUGGGUUUUAGUCAUCAUCAUUAGACUUUUAAUUCCAGAUUUUUAUUGAAUUUCACCAUCUGCCAUGGUGGUGUUUGAACCUGGGUCCCUAGAGGAUUAUCCUUGGCCCCUGGAUUACUAGUCUAGUGACAAUACCACUUUGCCAUCGUCUCCCCUCAUGCAGAUACAUGGACACAUAAAUGUGUGUGUGUGCAUGUGCAUUUGUGUGCACAUGUAUGUAUGCAUGUGUGAAAAUAUUUGUGUGCAUGUGUGCGUGCAUGUCUGCACCAUUGGCCUGGAUCUCCCAGAGAAAAGGGAGGGGAGAAAGAUACUUGAUCAGCAUUGGCUGUAGCUGAUUUACACAUGAUCAGAGGUGCAGUUUUGUUUCCCUUCCCCUUCUACACCAGCGGCAAAAUUUGUUACAAUACCUUUAGAUGUUCUUAUUAUGCAAUGGUCAUUGUGCCAAUUUUGUAAAGGUAUCUUCUUCUGGGCUGAACAGUUAGGUGAGCUUUCAGCGUUAAAUUGGUAAUGGGAUUGAACAGAUAGCUUUGACAUACUGGUGUCCUACCGAAGCCUACUCCAAUGGCAAAAGGGGAAGUGUUUUUCUUAACAUCAAAUAAAUAACAACCAAACUCCCAAAUUUCAUCAAGUCCAUUCCAUUGCCCAGGGAUCAGGGAAUCUUAUGACAUCUUAAACUAAUUUUAUGACCAGUUACGGAUCACAGCACUGCUACCUACCGUUCAUUUUAACCUUUCAGUUUAAUGACCCAACAACCAUUCUCUUAAUCGGGGUCAUUAUUUCCAGAUACCACACCCUUUCCAAUUGUACCCACUUCCCAACUUCCGAAGCGCGAUUCAGGGAUGGUGGUGUAUAUGUAUAAAAUAAAAUGUUAUGUUCGCAUGAUUAUUGCUCUGUUGUCACAAAAUAUUUGCAUUCUUUGUGUGUAUGUAUUUUUUUGUUUCAACAUCUGUGAUAGAGCCCUGCUAAAUCUGUUAUCAGACCUCAUCCCUUUCAGAUUCCAAAUUCCCCAAGCUUUGUGACUGGGCUAGGGAAGCAGUACUCAUUUUGUGCCUUGUUAAGUGAAAGAGUGGAGAUGAGAACAGGGAUGAGCAGUUAACCGGAGGUGGGAUGGUUCAUUUAAGCUUCUAACUGUGCUCCGCGCAUGUAAGAUUAAUUCAUCAAGACAGGCUCUAUUUUUGGACAAGGGGAAAUCUUGGUCACUUAAAAUUGAUGGAUCUCACAGCAGUAAAUUAUUACCAAUUCCCAAAUCAGACUUAAAUCUUGCAUUGAAAGUUUUAGCAGAAAUCCAUUGAGUUGUACACUCUGAAUCCAUCGCAAAAACAGAGAAUGUCCUGAAUACAACCUUUGGGCUUCAGUUUUUUUUGAUUGUGUAAAAUGGAUUGUCACUCUGGAUUAGGGGACCAGAAGGACGUACUACUCAAAGCAGGUUAUUUCCAGAGUUCUGUCAUCUCCAAUUCUCAGGAAGUAGUGGAGGGAUGUGAUAUUCCUCCAGUAAAGUUUGUUGGACAGUUUGACGGUACCAGUGUGGGCUUCUCAGCUGCAUGCAUUCUCCAAGUUGACAUGAUUCCCUUAGUCACCAAGACUGGUCAGCAAAUUGAGCUGGGACCGUGAUCGGAAAACAACCAACAAGAUGUAAUUUAACCUUCACCACCCCACGCCCCUAGCCUGAGGUCUUUGCUGGAAAAUUUAGUAAGAAAGAAGCGUCCAUUUGGGAGAUUGAAGCUGAAAUGUUAAAGGUGCCUUGUAUUAUAAUUAAGCUGCAGUUUGCCUGAUGCGGGAGUCUUGUGAUUAGAAUAGAUACGACAGCAAUGAAAAAAAUAAAGCCUCUGGAACCAAGAUCGUACAGGUACCAAAAAUUUCCAACAAGCAUAGAGGUGGCAGAAUGACCACAUGGGAUCUUAUGAAACCAUGUCUUCUGCAUUUGUAAGCAAAGGUAGCUGGUGCAUUUUUUUGUGUUUCAUUCUAUGGAAAAUGGAUCUAAUGGUAGAUUGUAUAUGUAUUUAUGAAGUAUUGUGUCGCAAUGUAGCUUGCCAUGUGAUACCCUGGACCAGGAAUACAGCAGCACUUGCACCUGUAGAAGGACAGGUACUUUUAAUGAGUCUGUACCAUAUAUCUAGCUACAACCCUGAAACAGCCCCAUGAUGGGUUAAUUUUAGGGAUAGGGUGGAGGGGGAAUAUCCAAAGUCCAUGAGAUUUGGCUAGAGGCAGCAGCCGCUGUUUAAAAUCAUUUGAACUUCAAUGUUGGAUCUAUUUAUAUAAUUAAUUUAAUUGCUUGUUUGCCAUGUUUUUGUACAGUUUUAUGUACAUGCAAAUGUUGCUUUUAUAUAAAAACAAAAUCAGCAAUGGAAGUAUGUUACUAUUUUUAGAUGGAUUUAAUGUGUAAUCAGAAUCAUAUUGUUAAAGGUGUUUGGAAACACAUGUAAUGCUUUAAUAGUUAAUCCACUGGCUUCCUAUGUUACCUAUGAGAUUUACGCGGGCAGUGAGCACAGUUCUUCUAUUAUUUUUUUCUAUUGUUAAGCAUGUAAAAUUCUUGGCCCUCAUUUGCUGAGCAGUCAACAGAGAGAAGACAAAAUCAUUGUAAUUAUCCCUUCCUCAAAGCUUUACAAUAAAAUGGGAAAAUGA
Carcharodon carcharias (great white shark) is the source of this 7931-nucleotide messenger RNA. Its product is annotated as protocadherin-1-like. Gene Ontology annotation, cellular component: plasma membrane. Lineage: Eukaryota; Metazoa; Chordata; Chondrichthyes; Lamniformes; Lamnidae. The coding region runs from base 239 to 3901 and encodes 1220 amino acids. The transcript is spliced from 5 exons. The record is from RefSeq and is a predicted model, not a curated record. Gene Ontology annotation, molecular function: calcium ion binding. Gene Ontology annotation, biological process: homophilic cell-cell adhesion.